Labeo rohita (rohu) is the source of this 2080-nucleotide messenger RNA. Its product is annotated as scavenger receptor cysteine-rich domain-containing group B protein. Bases 508 to 1800 code for a protein of 430 amino acids. NCBI's taxonomy places the organism in Eukaryota, Metazoa, Chordata, Actinopteri, Cypriniformes, Cyprinidae. The transcript is spliced from 5 exons. Gene Ontology annotation, cellular component: membrane. The record is from RefSeq and is a predicted model, not a curated record.
UAUUCACUGAAAUCAGCUAUUGUUCUUAAUUACUCUGACAUAUCUUUUAACGUUAUCGUCUUUCUUAGUUUCUUUACAGCACUGCUGUGUACCAUAUGGCUCUUUGUCCUUCAAAGUAAGGGCUCAAACACGGCUUAUUUUCACUACAUACUGCAUAAUAUAAUUGUGAUUCUCAUUUUUUUUCUCUCAUGACAAGCAGUUCUGGGAAGUUCCACGUCAGGCGAGGCUACUUCAGUCAGACUAGUUGGUGGCAGCAGCACUUGUUCAGGAAGAGUGCAGGUUCUCCAUGAUGAAAUAUGGGGAACAGUGUGUUACGAAGGCUGGGAUUUGUUAGACGCAAAUGUGUGUAGUGAAUUGGGCUGUGGGGAAGCGAAAGAGGUAAAGUCAGCUGACUAUUUUGGGAUAAGCUCAGGACAAAUAUGGUUGACUAAGGUUAACUGUCUUGGGAAUGAGUCCUCACUGACACAAUGUCCAGUGGGUGGAGUGGGGCCAAAAUGGGGACAAAAUAUGUGCCUACAUGACAUGUAUGCUGGAGUCAUCUGUCAGUGUGAGUACAAAACCUUAUGUCUAACUACACAUCAAAGUUGUCAUGCACUUGUUUCUUAUUCAUGUGUCUUAUCAGCCAGAAUCAGGCUGGUGAGUGGCAUCAACUCUUGUUCUGGACGAGUGGAGGUUCUUUAUAAUGGAACGUGGGGAACGGUGUGUGAUGAUGACUGGGGUCUAUCAGAGGCUGCAGUGGUGUGUAGAGAGAUUGGCUGUGGGGAUGUUAUUGAGGCAAAGGAUGUUGGUUAUUUUGGAGAAGGUUCGGGACAAAUAUGGAUGGAUGAUGUAAACUGCACUGGAAAUGAGUCUGCAUUGAGCAAAUGUAAAUAUCUUGAAUGGGGAGAGAAUGACUGCGAUCAUUCAGAGGAUGCUGGAGUAAUCUGUCAGUCUGUCAUAAGGCUGGUAGAAGGCUUUGACACUUGUUCUGGAAGAGUGGAGGUUCUCCAUAAUAAAAUAUGGGGAACCGUGUGUGAUUAUAACUGGAGUGGAUCAGAUGCCGCAGUGGUAUGUAAAGAGGUGGGCUGUGGGAACUUUAAAGCAUUUACAUAUGGUGCUUAUUUUGGAGCCACAUCAGGACAAAUAUGGAUGGACAAUGUAAACUGCAAUGGAGAAGAGGCAGCUCUGAGUACCUGUGAAUUUCAGGGAUGGGGAACAUAUUACUGUCUUUUUGCGGAGCACGCUGGAGUCAUUUGUGGACUCCCCGUCAGGCUGAAGCAUGGUAAUAGCAUUUGUUCUGGACGAGUUGAGGUACUUCAUGACGGUCUAUGGGGAACUGUGUCUGAUGAUGGUUGGAAUCUAACAGACGCUGCAGUGGUUUGCAGAGAACUGGGCUGUGGAGAUGCUAUACAGGCAAAAAGUGGUUCCUAUUUUGGACAGGGAUCUGGCCCAGUAUGGAUGGAUUCUGUUGACUGUACAGGAAAUGAGUCUUCACUGAUACAAUGUAAAACAGCCCACUGGCAGCACAAUGACCUCGAUCACCUGCACGAUGCUGGUGUCAUCUGCAGUGAGUUCUAUUCCACAUCCGGAGGGGCAGUCCAGGGCGCAGGCACAAGUGUUAAAGUCCUGUUGCGGAUUGAGGUGAAGACCGACCCUAUGUUUGACCCAAAUGAUGCCAGAACCAUGAGUAAACUCUCAGAGGAGAUGGAGAAGAAGCUGCAGAUACGCAGACCUUUCUCACUGACUUGGAAAACUCAGAAAGAUGGAAAAGUCUUCCAGGAAGUCUCCCAGAAAAAGAAGUCUGCAGGAAAAUGUAACUGAUGUGCUGGAUAAUGAAAUAGUAAUUGUAAUUGUAAUGUUUCAUUUUAAAUGUACAAUAUUUUAACUCUUCCACAGUAACAUUUUGACAGUGGUGAUAUUUCCAUGGGUUACUGGUAGAAAAAAUAAUAAUAUUUAAAUCCCAUAUUAAGUCAUUAUACUUAAUUAUUAAAUUACAUUUAAUUACUUUUUAACAUUAAUUUUGACAGUGUCGUUUAAUGUGCCACAAUAACAAAUUCACCAAAGGUAAAUGGCCAUACUGAAUGUGAUUGAAAAACAACUU